AAACUACACUACUACUUCCCGAUGUCAUACACGGAACGUUUAAAGGCCGACGCCAAGACUUUGGUCCUCUUUUGCCAAGGCUCUAUUCCAGAAGCCUCUAGACAUUAUUCAUAAUCAGCCUCGUCCUUCGCCCUUCGUCAUUUAAUCAAUUUCCAUUUUUAAUACCUGCGACUACACAUCUCACAUCUUUACUCAGCAGCUAAUACGUACGACACAUUGAAGCCUCCUCGAGAUCCCCGUAAAUAUUCACAUCCUUCAUCAUGACUUCCUCAUCAAAUUCAGAAGCUCCCGAAGACGCAUCUUUCAGCACCAUGGACGAAAAAGACCCAACAUUAAUAGGAGUUCACUGCCAAUACGAAUAUUGCAAUCAACUUGAUUUCCUCCCAUUUCGUUGUGAAUCAUGCCGGGGUACAUUUUGUCUCGAUCAUCGAACAGAAUCCGGUCACCAUUGCUCACGGCCUGGAGAAUGGGCAGCCAAGCGCAGGCUUGCCAAUCAAUCUAAGCAUUCACUGGGGGAAGGGAAGAUGAUGGCAGAUGUCGAAAAACCAUGCGCAUCACCGACAUGUAAAACGACCAUUGGAACGAGUUUAUCAACAGGUGUACAUUGUUCUACAUGUAAUCGCGAUUACUGUCUGAAACAUCGAUUGAGGGAAGAUCACGAUUGUAAAAACCUCAUACCAAUUGGUGCAAGAGUCGGCAGAUUCAAUGAACAACAAGCAACAGCAAAAUUAGCCUUUGGAAAAUUGAAAGCUUGGGGAGCGGCACAGAAAGCAAAGGUUGCGUCAACUCGAGUCCUACCUGAACCCAAACCUUCAUCUGCAGCUGCAAGAUUGGUAGCAGUCAACCAACUUAAAAAGACGGCAAAAGGGGAUGCGAAGAUACCUCCGGAAAAGAGAGUAUAUAUAUACGUGGAUGCAGAAGCCGCGACGACGACUUCGAAAUUUCCUAGUGGUGCCUUCUUUUACUCGAAAGAUUGGGUGAUGGGUCGAGUUUUGGAUGCAGCGGCAAAAGGACUUCAAGUGGAAAAUGUCAAUAAUCAAGGAAUCGAUGAGAGAUCAAAGCUUAGAAUUUUUCAUGUUGAAGCUGGAAGGUUAUUGGAGUUUAAUGAAAAGGUCGGAGAUGCUUUGGUUAGUGGUAAUCGUAUAGUAUUGUUAAGAGGAGUCGGGCCAGCUAUACCUGAUCUUAUUGUGGCAUGAUUUUCUUCAUACAUAUUGAUACUAUUCGGAGUAUUUGGACUAUUUGGACUAUUUGGGAGGGCAUGGUUGCAAAUGAGCGAUUUGAAUGAUACCAAUACUAUAGGAAUUGCAUGGGUUGCAUAGGAUAGGAGUUUGGGUGACCUAGGCAUUCAAUAGAUCAAACUCGAGUAAUAGAUUGCGAGGAAAUCAGUCCACAACUUUAUCUCACCAUUUAAUCUCAUUGAUCAAUUUGAAAUUCGA
Messenger RNA from Sclerotinia trifoliorum, 1436 nucleotides. The record is from the annotation of a GenBank genome assembly. Lineage: Eukaryota; Fungi; Ascomycota; Leotiomycetes; Helotiales; Sclerotiniaceae.